This is a messenger RNA of Chelonus insularis, 1596 nucleotides long. Its product is annotated as RNA-binding protein NOB1. Gene Ontology annotation, cellular component: preribosome, small subunit precursor. The transcript has 3 exons. Gene Ontology annotation, biological process: ribosomal small subunit biogenesis; maturation of SSU-rRNA. NCBI's taxonomy places the organism in Eukaryota, Metazoa, Arthropoda, Insecta, Hymenoptera, Braconidae. The coding region runs from base 88 to 1527 and encodes 479 amino acids. The record is from RefSeq and is a predicted model, not a curated record. Gene Ontology annotation, molecular function: RNA endonuclease activity.
AGACGCUUCUCUACUCACGUGUUGUCUAAACGUGUGAUUAGUGAAAGCUGUUUUAGUAAAUUGUUUUGAAUAAUAUAGUUAAUCAAAAUGAUUUCUGCCAAAAAAGUAGAUUAUCUCGUAGUAGAUACUAGUGCAUUUAUUAAAAAUGUUCCACUUCAGGAAGCUGGCAAUAAUAUUAUCACUGAGCAAAGUGUUAUAAAUGAGAUAACAAGCAAGAGGCAGUUACGAAGAUUGGUUGUAUUGCCAUAUGAAUUAUUAGUCAAAGAUGUUUUCCCAGAAAACAUUAAAUUUGUCACGGAAUUUGCUAAAAAGACUGGAGAUUACACGAGUCUUUCUGCAACGGAUAUCAAAGUAAUUGCUCUCACCUAUCAAUUGGAAAAAGAGAAAGUUGGCAUAGAACAUCUCAAGGAUUCUCCAACUAUCGUUAAAACAGUGCCAGCAAAAAAAUCAGAGCCUUUAGCUCAUCCGAAGAGUAUUGCUGGAUUUUUUAUCCCUAAAGAUAGUGAGGAUGAUGAUGAUGAUGAUGAUGAUAGUGAAGAUAAAAAUGAUGUUGCCGCAAGAAAAGAUUCAUCACAAAAUAGUCAAGAAAUUUUAGAAAAAAUUAAAGCAGCAACAGAAGAAGAUGCAUUACUAACGAAUAAAUCUUCUAAAGAAGACGAAUCUAGUAAAAGUGAUGAUUCCGAUGAUUAUCUCUCACCUAAUUCAAAUCCAAACCAACUAAAUCAAACUGACUUGGCUGAGAGGUUCAAGGCUUUAGAUUGUAACGUUGAUGAUUUAAAAUUAGAAAAUGAAGAUAAGAACGUUGAUGAUAUUCUCGUUCCAAUUAAAUUUGGUUCUGAAACUUCAAAUAAUUCAGAUAUGGAUUUAGGCGAUUCCGACGAAUCUGACGAUGAAUGUAAUUAUGAUAAUAAUGGAUGGAUUACACUUGGUAAUGUCGUUCAGGCAAAAAAAAUGAUGGACUCAGAUAUUUUAUCAGAAAAGCCUGCAAAAGUUGCUUGUAUGACAACUGAUUUUGCAAUGCAAAAUGUGCUCAUGCAAAUUGGAUUAAACGUUGCUGCAUUAGACGGUCGAGUUAUUAAACAGAUGCGAACGUUUAUUUUCCGAUGCUACGCUUGUUUUAAAACCACAAGUAUAAUGACAAAAGUAUUUUGUCCUAAUUGUGGAAUGAAAACUUUAAAAAAGGUUGCUGUGUCUUUAGAUGAUAAAGGAAAUGAAGAGAUUCAUAUUAAUUUUAGAAGACCUCUUACUGCAAGAGGAAAGCGAUUUUCGUUACCUACUCCACAGGGUGGUAAACAUGCCAACAAUCCCAUCCUUUGUGAAGAUCAGCCCGUUCCAGAUCAACGACCUUCAAGACUAGCUCGCACAAAAGUGAAUCCUCUAGACGAUGAUUAUAUUGCACAAUUUUCACCUUUUGCUACAAGAGACGUUUAUUCUCGAUCUGCAAUGUUAGGAAUCCGUGCAGGUCAUGGUAAUUUCAAGUAUUGGAUGAGAAAAAAUCCGAAUGAAUGUAAAAAACGUAGGAAAUAAUUUAAUAAACAAUUUUUUCUAAGUUAAUUGUAAUUAUAUGGAAUCAAUAAAUUAAUUUUUAUGAAAAAA